CCCGUCUCUACUCGUUUGCACACUCAAUCACUCACCUACUCAGAAGAAGAAAACCUCCAGAAAGUCAACUCAAAUGGUGAAGGUCAACUCUAUCCGCUCCCAAUUCUCCGUCGCCGUCUUCUUCAUCUCCAUCGCCGUCUCUGCCAUUUCCGGAUCCGAUCCGGAUUGUGUGUAUACAGUUUAUGUGAGAACCGGGUCAAUCCUGAAAGCCGGAACGGAUUCGAACAUCACGUUGACUCUCUACGACGCCGGCGGCUAUGGGAUCAGGAUCAACAACCUCGAGGCCUGGGGCGGGCUUAUGGGCCCGGAUUACGACUACUUCGAGAGGGGGAAUCUGGACAUCUUCAGCGGGCGCGGCCCGUGUCUGACUGGGCCGGUCUGCCUCAUGAACCUCACCUCCGACGGGACCGGCCCGCACCACGGCUGGUACUGUAACUACGUCGAGGUCACCGUCACCGGAAUCCACCAGAACUGUAGCAAGCAGACGUUUACGGUGAACCAGUGGCUGGCCACCGAUACUUCGCCGUACGAGCUCACCGCCGUCAGGAACAACUGUGGUGACGGAAUCUCCGAGCCGCGUCUCGCCGACGGCUCCGAAACUGCCGGGAUUGUUGCUGUCAUGUGAGAGAGAGCCGGAGGAGAGGUGUUGGUGGGGUGGGCGUAUUAGGAAUUUUGAAAUACUCCGUACGUAUAUUUUACCGACUAUGUUUGUCAAUAAUGUCACAUGGGUUUGUGCGGUUCCGCAAUAAUGUUGAUUUAUUAGGGUCGUUGGACCACGGCCCAAUCUCUCUUUAGUUUCUUAUUUUCUUGUAUGAAUAAAAAAUACGGAGCAACUGAGUUUUAU
Molecule: messenger RNA, 844 nt
Organism: Cuscuta campestris
Lineage: Eukaryota; Viridiplantae; Streptophyta; Magnoliopsida; Solanales; Convolvulaceae
Source: the annotation of a GenBank genome assembly